CGUACACUACAUUUAACCAAUUUUGGCGAACAUGUACAUGUAGCGCUGCCUCAAGUCUUUGAAAAAUGAAUUUGCAGAUGCAUAUGAAAUCAAGACGCCAUCUUGCUGCAGAAAGUAGGCUCAAACAAAACGAAGAAGAAAGACAAAAUGAGAUGAAUAAGCGAAUAGCGUUGUCGCUAGAUUCUACUUCCACAAGCAAAACUGGUAACACACCUACAAAGCAGGCAAACUUAGCUAGCAAACCAUUGACUGAAAAAACUCGAAACGCCACUUUUGAUCUACUUCACCGUAGUUAUCCUGAACAAGGUACUACAGUUAACAGCGAUUUCCAAUGCCCGAUCCCUGAGAAUUCGAGCUUUGGUCCAACGGAGGCAACUGGUAAUAAUGUUGAUCGGCUGUCACUGGAUUGUCGAGAGUGUAGGGAAAGAGAACUCAAGUUUAUAGAAGCGGGUUGGAAGCGUGACUGCCAUGGAGGGUGGUUCAGAGAUGAAAAUGUUGAAUUUGAUUCUGAUGAAGAAGAUCCAAAUGAGUAUCUUGCAAAUGGUAAAUGAGUAAUUGUUAAACAGGUGGUUUGAUAAACUAUAUCUUGCAAGUUACUUCUAAACAAAAUGAUGAAAAUUUAUGGAUGUGUAAUUUUUAUCGACUUUUUACAAUAUAUUCUUUAAAAUUUGGUGAA
Molecule: messenger RNA, 676 nt
Organism: Helianthus annuus (common sunflower)
Lineage: Eukaryota; Viridiplantae; Streptophyta; Magnoliopsida; Asterales; Asteraceae
Product: sodium channel modifier 1
Exons: 2
Coding region: 66-551 (161 amino acids)
Biological process (GO): RNA splicing
Cellular component (GO): nucleus
Source: RefSeq, a predicted model, not a curated record